Messenger RNA from Ruditapes philippinarum (Manila clam), 4519 nucleotides. RefSeq lists its product as uncharacterized. NCBI's taxonomy places the organism in Eukaryota, Metazoa, Mollusca, Bivalvia, Venerida, Veneridae. Gene Ontology annotation, biological process: monocarboxylic acid transport; transmembrane transport. Gene Ontology annotation, molecular function: monocarboxylic acid transmembrane transporter activity. The record is from RefSeq and is a predicted model, not a curated record. Bases 503 to 2617 code for a protein of 704 amino acids. The transcript has 6 exons.
UCUAGAGAAAAGAUGACAAAUCUUACAUGACUUCGUGAAUGGCUUUACCCUUUUGUAGCAAGAAUCUUGGGUGAGCGAUCCAGGACCAUCAGGACCCUCUUGUUUAAGUUAUCUAGUUAGGGUCACUGGUAAAACGUCUUACAUGCGAUAAAAACAUUUUGAGAUUGGAGGCUAAUACUUGAUGUGACCAUUUGUAUCUGAAUGCAAAUAAAUAAGAGAUAAAAUUAGUAGUUUCAUGAGUGUUAUCACAAUUUAAUAAGAGGACACAAAGAUAGUACAAUGUUUUUCAUUGAGGACUCUUUCACAACAAAUGUACUUCUGCAAGAUAACGUAUGUUCAAAAUUGCACAACAUCAAGAAACUGAACUAAAGGAUUUAAAAGGGAGCUCAAUUUUUAUAAGACUAAUUUUAGGGAGUUUUAACUGAAGUAAAGAAUUUUUCAUAUUAAAUCCUCAUGUAAACGUGAUUUUUUUUUAUUUCUGCCUGUUGGUGAAAGAAGAAUUAUGGUUGUGUCAAACGAUUCUCACGAUCAAAUACAAGGAUCCUAUGUCUCUAAAGAGAUCGUGGAAGUUUCAGGGAACAGGAUAAGGGAUUUGAUCUUACCGGAAAGAUGCAAAGAUAGAAACGGACACGGUUUGUUUGACAAGGACCAUGGUAGUCUUCCAAAUCAGACACUGGAAUGUUACGAUGUUGAUGAUGUAAGCACGAAGCAUGCUGAAGGCUUUGAUGAGAAAGUCGAACACACUAGACCAACGGACCAAGAAAUUGAUGUCUUGCAUUUGACAAAUGGGGAUGAAUCUGCAAAGUUGUUAGCAGACGACCAUUUUCAAACUGGAAUAAAUAAGGAACGUCAAAGGUUGGAUGAUAAUCACGGAACGGAAAAUGUUAAAGAAAUAUUUGAGAAAACUGAAGACAAAUUACCAAUAGACAGAGGAUGGGCUUGGAUUAUACUUCUUGCGUCAGUGUGCGUUCACUUUAUUGUGAUUGGACAGCUUAAGUGCUUUGGUAUAAUUUUUGUUCAGCUUCAGAAGCGUUAUGGAUCAUCCUCUUCGGCAACGUCCGUCAUUUAUACGUUGAUGAAUGCGACAUACAGCGUAUCUGCACUUAUUAUCAUGACAGUUGGCGGUUCAAUGUCUGCACGAACUUCUUUCUUCAUCGGCGGAACUAUUACGUCAGUAGCUUCUAUGAUUACCGCGUUCAUUGAUGACGUCAGAAUUGCAAUGGUUACACUUGGUGUAGCAUCUGGCUUGGCAAAUGCAUUCCUGAUGACGUUUACAGCUACAAUCAUUAAUACUUAUUUUGUUGAAAAGAGAGGUUUAGCAAACAACAUAGGAAAUUGCGGGGUCAGCCUGGGCACCAUUGCUUUAGCUCCAAUAGUUACCAAACUUUUUGAGUAUUAUUCAUAUACUGGAACGUACAUAAUUUUAACCGGUCUUAAUUUGCAAUUGUUCGCAAUAGCUUGUUUACUUAGGCCGAUGAGUUUUUACAAAAGUAAGUGUAAACGCAUUAACAUAACUACUACCAAUAAAGACGUGGACACAAAUGAGUCAGGAGAUAUUGUUAAGACUUUAGGUAACAGUGCCAUUAAAGGAAAAACAAUUCCUGUUGCAGUUUUACAAAAUAGGACCAUUAGUAAGCAAAACAGUGUUGAAAGUCCAUACUUUAGUAGUCUUAGACACAUUAACGAGAAUGUUAAAGGUUUAAUUCCUGCUAAAACACGACGAAGAAGAGCUAUAAGCGAAAGUGAAACAGAAGGGAAAAGACUUGCGGUGAAAACUGAUGAAUUUGAACACGCAUCUGUUCAUUCAUUGUUUAAUUCAGAUGUUGCAAGAUUUACAAGUACGGAUAUAAUGAAUACGUCUUUGAUGGACUUAACACUCGUUAAAGAUCAGACAAAAGAAGAGACAAAUUUCAAUUUAGAAGACAACAAACUGAAGGGACAAUCAACAUGUACAAACAGAUUUCGAAAAACAUUUUUAAAUUCAAUGAAAAGGUUGUUUGAUACAAAACUUUUGUCAAAACCGGAAUUUCAGUAUUUUCUUAUAUGUAAUGCUUUUCUCUGCGCGGGAUGUAGCUUAGCAACCGCGUUCCUUGCCCCUCUUGCAUAUGACAAUGGUAUAGACAAUGACAUGGUAGCAUUGAUGAUCAGCGUAAUGAGUAUUGUUGAACUUUUAUCUAGAUUUGUUAUAGGCUAUAUAUCUGAUAAAAAGUGGUGUCAUCGAUCAACAAUCAUUGCUGUUGCUUGUUUGGUACUUGGUCUGGCUGCUGAGUUCUUGCAUUUCAUGACAACAUUUUCAACUCUUAUGAUAUAUGCAGUAAUAUCUGGGCUUCUACAGGGUGUAUACUUCUCACUCUUUGUCGUCGUUAUUCUGGACAUACUUUCUUUCGAAGAGUUCAAGGGAGCAUUGGGUUUCACUAGUCUGGUACAAGGGGUGUCAUCUGGUAUCUGCAUGCCAAUUGUUGGUUACCUCAAGGACACGACAGGAACAUAUACCUACCCAUACAACCUAAUUGGGACAUGUCUUAUUAUUGGUGCUGUAUUAACAUAUUUCAUUCCUAAUAUUCAUGAAUGGAGUCUGAAACGGGAAAAGAAUAAAAGCAAAGACACAAGAGUAUAAUUAAUAGGAAUGGUCGUACAAAACGAAAUGGCAAAGAAAUAAGAAUGUAAUUAAUAGGAAUGGUCGUACAAAACGAAAUGACAAAGACGUUAGAGUGUAAUUAUAAGGAAUGGUCAUAAAAAACGAAAUGACAAGAAAUGAUGGUGUAAUUAUGAGAAAUGGUCGUAUAAGACGAAAUGAGACACGUGUUAACUACCUAUUACAUCUACAUUGCCGUUUGCGUCAUGGGAGACAUUUUGAACACUGCCUACUUGCCUAAACGACUGUUUGAAUAUUAUUUUACAGAAGCAGGGAAUACUGCAAUGAGACUUUAAAUUUACUAUAGCUUUAACUUUUAACAACUUUUUGACAAAGGCAAUAAGGGACAUUUCAAAUAUUAUACAGUUAAGUCUGACUAAUACAUUGUAAUUACAUUUCAUAUUUGUACAUGUGUUCAUUUUCGGUAUAUUUAAUACAUUGUAACAUACUAAAAUUUUAAAAUAGUGAGUUGUUACUUCAUAAAAGUAAUAUUAUUAAGUAUAAUUAUGUCCUAGUAUGAUUAUUAUUGAUACGGGGAAUUCAACAUUUUUGUGUUCACUUGCAUGAAAAAAUGUGUGAUCAUGUUCACAUUGCCUAAAGAUAAAACAAACUACGAUGUUUUGAUACGUUAUUUAAACAUGCUUCAACCCCAAAAUUAUGUCACUUUAAAUAAAAAAUCACAUUGUCGAUAUAUGUGUUUGCGCAAUCUCUCAUUUACAUGGGCUUCUGGUCUUCUCUAAUAACAUGGUUUACAUAACUUGAAAACAGCGUCAUUUCUACACGGAAGUGAUUCACAGAAAUAAUAAUGCCAUGCUUGAAUAAUGUAAAAAAGUGUAGGAGCAAGCUCAAUCAAACCGAGUUUGCAACAUUUUUUUUUAGAUUUUUUGUCGUGUUGAGUUUUCUAUAGGGAUACUGUUUUACUUUAUUUGAGGAAUAUUUUAAGCUGUUUUGUGAGGCAUGUUAUUUCAACUGCUACUUAACACUUCUGAGUCCGCUUCCUAGAACUAACAAUAUUGUGGGGUAAACAUGGUCGUGACCCAAGUAUUCGGUCAAACCUACGACCGCUUGGUUUAGAGGCAGCUACCAUAACCACUAGGUCAUCGCUCCCCUCAAUGUAUGCACACUGAAGUAUUCACUUGUUUUGCAGUUUUAUGACUGAGAACUAUUUAGAUAUUUAAAAAAUGGGUGCUAAUUAGAUUUUACAAUUUUUAUGAGUUCUGGGCCAAGAAUCAAAGACUUAAAUGGUUAUUCAUGUCAACUUCUUUAUCCCCAAUGUUAAAUAGUUCAUUUUUUUCAAUAUAAAAUGAAAUAUUUGUCCUACUGAAUAGGUGACUGCCAAACUACCCUUUCGUUAUCUUUUAUAUAUACAAAAAAAGAAAUCACAAUCUAUACAUGCCACAAUUUGUUACUGUUUUCAAACGCUGAUUUGCUUUUAAAUGCAUUAAUACUUCAGUGAUACUUCAUCAGUUGCGAUGUCCUUUUCGUAUAAAUGAACUUUUUGUGUUGCCGAAACGAGAUUUCUCUUCUUUGUCACUGCAAUUAUGUUUUGAUUCGUUGGCAUUAUUAAUUCUUUAAACUUUACUCCUUAAACUGAUUUCAAAUUAGUGCGGCGAUAGGCGGGACGAACUGAGCCCUGUUCAACCAUACGCUCAUAUAUUUUAUUACCAAACUAAGUUGAGUUUGAGAUUGUACUGACCUUUUUAUUAUUUUUUUCAUUAUUGUUAUUAUUUUGAUAUUUCAAUUCGCAACGGUGAUAUUGAUUGGUGCUUUUCCUUACAAGUUCUUGAUUUAUAUCAGUUAAUGAAUAAUUCGACCUCCAGCAGUCGUAAGCAAUUAUUCAAAUAUUGAGGAUUGAUAAACAAUGUAUGUACCUAAGGGACCAUU